Trematomus bernacchii (emerald rockcod) is the source of this 2295-nucleotide messenger RNA. RefSeq names its product zinc finger protein 664-like. Gene Ontology annotation, molecular function: RNA polymerase II cis-regulatory region sequence-specific DNA binding; DNA-binding transcription activator activity, RNA polymerase II-specific. NCBI's taxonomy places the organism in Eukaryota, Metazoa, Chordata, Actinopteri, Perciformes, Nototheniidae. Gene Ontology annotation, biological process: regulation of transcription by RNA polymerase II. Bases 58 to 2202 code for a protein of 714 amino acids. The record is from RefSeq and is a predicted model, not a curated record. The transcript is spliced from 5 exons. Gene Ontology annotation, cellular component: nucleus.
CGCUGGGAAAACACGUGUAGUGGAGGACCAGAGAAGUGACACGUACAGUUUGCCACCAUGUCGCCCAAUAAGAAGGGCGGCGAUGAGCGUUUCCUCCGGGUUCAGAAAGACCCCAGAUUUUGGGAGAUGCCCGAGAUAGAAUGCAAGAUCAAGAUCGACAAGCCUUUCCAGUCCAUGUUUCACGACAAGCGCUUCACGGAGAAAUACACGGUGGACAAGAGAGGCCGACCCAUCAACCAAACCUCCACCGAGGACCUGAAGCGCUUCUACAACGUCUCCAGCUCAGAGAACGAAGACGACGAUGAGGAGGGUGUGAAGAGCAAGAAGGUGGCAGAGCGCAAGAAGAAGAAAAAAGUGAAGGUGGAGAAAGAAGUGAAGGAGAAGCUGGUGAAGGUGAAGGUGGAGAAAGAAGUGAAGCAGGUGAAGGUGGAGAAAGAAGUGAAGGAGAGCAAAGACAUUACAGCUAAAGGACCGCCGCCUGAACGAGGGAUCAGAGUCAUAGAAGAGGAGACCCAGCCGGAGAAGGAGAGCAGCAUGGAGGAGAACAAGGAGACCCCUGGAGCUCAGAAACCGAAAGGAAGAGAGAGACGUCACAGCUGUCAGCAAUGUGACAAAUCGUUUACAACAUCUGUACAUUUAAAGCGCCACCUGCAUAUUCAUACUGGAGAAAAAACGUACAGCUGUGAAGAGUGUGGGACAACUUUCACUAGAUCAGAUGCUCUCAAAAUACAUCAACGUAUUCACACGGGAGAAAAAACGUACAGCUGUGAAGAGUGUGGGACAACUUUCACUAGAUCAGGUCAUCUCAAAAUACAUCACCGUAUUCACACUGGAGAAAAACCGUACAGCUGUGAAGAGUGUGGGACAACUUUCACUACAUCAGGUUCUCUCAAAAUACAUCACCGUAUUCAUACUGGAGAAAAACCGUACAGCUGUGAAGAGUGUGGGACAACUUUCACUCAAUCAAGUCAUCUCAAAAAACAUCAACGUAUUCACACGGGAGAAAAACCGUACAGCUGUGAAGAGUGUGGGACAACUUUCACUACAUCAGAUUCUGUCAAAACACAUCAACGUAUUCACACGGGAGAAAAACCGUACAGCUGUGAAGAGUGUGGGACAACUUUCACUACAUCAGGUCAUCUCAAAAUACAUCACCGUAUUCAUACUGGAGAAAAACCGUACAGCUGUGAAGAGUGUGGGAAAACGUUCACUACAUCAAGUGAUCUCAAAAUACAUCAACGUAUUCAUACUGGAGAAAAACCGUACUGGUGUGAAGAGUGUGGGAAAACGUUCACUACAUCAAGUAAUCUCAAAAUACAUCACCGUAUUCAUACUGGAGAAAAACCGUACAGCUGUGAAGAGUGUGGGAAAACGUUCACUUCAUCAAGUAAUCUCAAAAUACAUCACCGUAUUCACACGGGAGAAAAACCGUACUGGUGUGAAGAGUGUGGGAAAACGUUCACUACAUCAAGUCAUCUCAAAAAACAUCUUCGUUGCCACCUGCAUAUUCAUACUGGAGAAAAACCGUACAGCUGUGAAGAGUGUGGGACAACUUUCACUAGAUCAAGUUCUCUCAAAAUACAUCACCGUAUUCAUACUGGAGAAAAACCGUACAGCUGUGAAGAGUGUGGGACAACUUUCACUACAUCAACUCAUCUCAAAAGACAUCAACGUAUUCACACUGGAGAAAAACCGUACGGCUGUGAAGAGUGUGGGACAACUUUCACUACAUCAAGUCAGCUCAAAAUACAUCAACGUAUUCACACGGGAGAAAAACCGUACAGCUGUGAAGAGUGUGGGACAACUUUCACUACAUCAAGUACUCUCAAAAUACAUCAACGUAUUCAUACUGGAGAAAAACCGUACGGCUGUGAAGAGUGUGGGACAACUUUCACUACAUCAAGUCAUCUCAAAAUACAUCAACGUAUUCACACGGGAGAAAAACCGUACAGCUGUGAAGAGUGUGGGACAACUUUCACUACAUCAGGUGAACUCCAAACACAUCACCGUAUUCAUACUGGAGAAAAACCGUACAGCUGUGAAGAGUGUGGGAAAACGUUCACUACAUCAAGUAAUCUCAUAGUACAUCACCGUAUUCAUACUGGAGAAAAACCGUACUGGUGUGAAGAGUGUGGGAAAACGUUCACUAGAUCAGAUGCUCUCAAAAUACAUCUUCGUGUUCACAAAGGAGAAAAACCAUAGUGGUUUUAAGAGUGUGGGGAAACUAUGAGAGCCAAGCUAGCUGUUUCCUCCUCCUGAUGUCCUGAGAGCUGUAGUUAUAUAGUCUAAUUGAAA